Messenger RNA from Pistacia vera, 2509 nucleotides. Its product is annotated as prolyl endopeptidase-like. The transcript has 11 exons. The record is from RefSeq and is a predicted model, not a curated record. Gene Ontology annotation, cellular component: cytosol. The coding region runs from base 40 to 2397 and encodes 785 amino acids. Gene Ontology annotation, biological process: proteolysis. Gene Ontology annotation, molecular function: oligopeptidase activity; serine-type endopeptidase activity. NCBI's taxonomy places the organism in Eukaryota, Viridiplantae, Streptophyta, Magnoliopsida, Sapindales, Anacardiaceae.
GAACAAGCCCAAUCCAAUCGUCGAAGAAACGGCGUGACCAUGUACUUAUACUCUCGCCACACGUGGUGUUUUAGUACUUUUCUACCACGAUUUAACCACUGCCGCUUCCUUCAGGCACACGCAGCAUUAAGCCCUUUAUAUUUGCCUCUUGAACGCAGCAAGCCCAAACCUAAUUUUAAAUUAUUGUCAUCAAGUCGUGCAAUUAUGGGCUCACUUUCUGCCAUUGGCGAACGCUUGCAGUAUCCGCCUGUUCGUAGAGAUGAGUCUGUGGUCGAUGAUUACCAUGGAGUUAAGAUUGCUGAUCCUUAUCGAUGGCUUGAAGAUCCAGAUGCCGAAGAAGUAAAAGAUUUUGUACAAAAGCAGGUGAAGUUGACGGACUCGGUGCUUGAGAAAUGUGAAUUAAGGGGAAAGUUUCACGAGAAGAUGUCGAAGUUACUUGAUCACCCACGCUACGACGCACCGGCUAAGCGAGCGAAUAAGUAUUUUUAUUCCCAUAAUAGUGGACUUCAAGCGCAAAAUGUGCUUUAUGUUCAGGAUAGUUUAGAUGGAGAACCAAAGGUUUUGCUUGAUCCAAAUACGCUUAGUGAGGAUGGAACGAUUGCAUUGUCCCAGAUUGGGGUUAGUGAGGAUGCUAAAUAUUUGGCAUACUCGCUUAGUUCGAGUGGCAGUGAUUGGACCAGUAUCAAAGUAAUGCGAAUUGAGGAUCAAAAUGAAGAGCCUGAUACUUUGUCUUGGGUUAAGUUUUCAGGUAUUAACUGGACUCAUGAUAGCAAAGGUUUUUUCUACUCCCGCUACCCGGCUCCCAAAGAGGGAGAAGUAGAUGCUGGGACCGAGACUGAUGCUAACCUUUAUCAUGAGCUUUACUAUCAUUUCUUGGGAACUGAACAAUCAGAAGAUAUUUUAUGCUGGAGAGAUCCUGAAAACCCCAAGUAUACAUUUUCAGGCAAUGUUACGGAAGAUGGGAAGUAUCUUCUCCUGUAUAUAACUGAGAGUUGUGACCCAGUCAACAAGCUAUAUUACUGUGACUUGUCUACUCUGCCGGGAGGCCUUGAGGGUUACAAGAAAACAUCUGGCCUUCUCCCAUUUGUUAAGCUUAUUGAUGGGUUUGAUGCAGAGUAUACAGCAUUUGCAAAUGACGAAAGUGUGUUUACUUUUCUCACAAAUAAAGAUGCUCCAAAAUACAAAUUAGUUAGAGUUGAUCUCAAGGAACCAGGUACUUGGUCUGAUGUUGUCCCAGAAGCUGAGAAAGAUGUGCUUUCAUCGGCUUGUGCUGCUAAUGGAAAUCAAAUAAUUGUGAGUUACUUAAGUGAUGUGAAGUAUGUUCUGCAGAUAAGGGACUUGAAAACUGGUUCCUUCCUGCAUCCAUUACCAAUUGAUAUUGGCACAGUUUAUGACAUAUCUGCACGUCGUGAAGACAGUAUGAUUUUCAUUCAUUUUAGUGGCUUCCUCACUCCUGGCAUCAUAUAUCAAUGUAACUUAGCUGAAGAGUCUCCGAAACUGAAGGUAUUUCGUGAAAUUAAUGUUCAUGGAUUUGAUCGCUCAGACUUCCAUGUUGAUCAGGUUUUCUAUCCAAGUAAGGAUGGUACCAAGAUACCAAUGUUCAUUGUAUCCAGAAAAAAUAUUACUUUAGAUGGAUCACACCCAUGUUUGUUAUAUGGAUAUGGUGGAUUUAACAUUAGUCUCACACCCUCAUUUAGUGUCGGUCGUACUGUGCUCACAAGACAUCUUGGUGUUGUAUUCUGCCUUGCCAACAUUCGUGGUGGUGGAGAAUAUGGGGAAGAAUGGCACAAAGCUGCCCAGCUUGCAAAAAAACAGAAUUGCUUUGAUGACUUCAUUUCUGCUGCUGAGUACCUCAUAUCUGCUGGUUAUACACAGCCCAAAAAGUUGUGUAUUGAAGGGGGAAGCAAUGGGGGGCUUCUUAUUGGGGCUUGUAUAAAUCAGAGACCUGAUCUUUUUGGUUGUGCUCUGCCCCUUGUUGGUGUGAUGGACAUGCUGCGGUUUCACAAAUUUACCAUAGGUCAUGCAUGGACUUCCGAAUUUGGUUGUUCGGAAAAGGAGGAAGAGUUCCAAUGGCUAAUCAAGUAUUCGCCAUUACAUAAUGUCAGAAGACCAUGGGAACAGCACCCGGAUCAACUUUGCCAAUACCCACCUACCAUGCUGUUGACUGCCGAUCAUGAUGACCGAGUAGUGCCACUGCACACAUUGAAAUAUUUGGCGACAAUGCAAUAUGUUCUGUGCACGAGCUUGGAGAAUAGCCCUCAGACCAACCCAAUUAUUGGUCGCAUCGAGUGUAAAGCUGGACAUGGAGCAGGACGUCCAACACAGAAAAUUAUCGAUGAAGCAGCGGAUCGAUACGGCUUCAUGGCAAAGAUGUUAGGUGCUUCUUGGAUUGAGUAGCUGAUGUUGUUGCCACGCAAAACGAAGUUGUUAUUGUUUAGUAAAUAAUUAAAUGUCUAAAUUGGACGAAUCAACAACUUUUUAUUUAUUUAUUUUUCUCUAUAUUCUUAUU